Molecule: messenger RNA, 2848 nt
Organism: Ilex paraguariensis (yerba mate)
Lineage: Eukaryota; Viridiplantae; Streptophyta; Magnoliopsida; Aquifoliales; Aquifoliaceae
Source: the annotation of a GenBank genome assembly
UUAGACAACGACGACGUCUUCUGUUAUUUUUCUUACCUCGGUAAUCGCAAACCUUAAUCCAUGUGCGGCAGAUCGUUUUUUCUUCUUCUUUUCUGCACAUAUAUUACUUCAGAAGCAAAACAAUUUCAAUUCAAUCCAAUCCAGUCGAACUAUAUGCAAGUUCAUAAGGAGACCCACUAAGCUUACACGAACUAAGCUUACACGAAUUUUCCCGCAUGGAUCCUCCCGAAAUCGUCGAUAUUGCCCGCAAAUUUGCCGUCAUGGUCAGAAUUCAAGGCCCUGAUCCAAAGGCUCUCAAGAUGCGAAAGCAUGCCUUCCACAAUUAUCACUUUGGCAAAACAACACUUUCAGCUUCUGGAAUGCUACUGCCUUGUUCUAUUAAUAAUGCUCCAUUACUUAGGCAACUUGGCGGCGCAAUCGAUACACAGUCCUUACCUGGUUAUGGGUUGGUGUUGACUGUUGCAUCUGUUAUUGAGCCGUUUCUAUCACAAGAACACAGAGAGAACGUAUCUCAGGCCAAACCCGAAUUGAUCCCUGGUGUUCAGAUUGAUAUAAUGGUAGAGGCAAAGAAAGGGGUGGAUGAUGUUAUUGAAGUGUCAGACAAGGGAGCUCCUCAUUGGUUACCCACAGAGCUUUUAACAUUGGUCGAUAUUCCUGUAUCAUCUAUUGCUGUUCAAUCACUUAUUGAAGCUUCUUCUGGUUCACUGGAGCAUGGUUGGGAAGUUGGUUGGUCCUUAGCUUCAUACAGUAAUGGUCCUCAAGCUGUUAUAGAUGCUAUUCAGACACAGAGACAGAGGCAAAAGGUUGGGGGAGAGUUGAUCAACCCAAGUCUUAUGGGGAAGUCAACUGCUAGAAUUGCCCUUCUUGGAGUUUCCUCAACACUUUCUGAGGAUCUGCCAAACUUAAAUACAUCAUCCUUGAAUAGGAGGGGAGAUCUUCUUCUGACAAUAGGUUCUCCUUUUGGUGUCUUAUCUCCUGUGCACUUCUUUAACAGUUUAUCGAUGGGAUCCAUUGCCAACUGCUACCCACCUAGUUCCACUAAUAGAUCACUGUUGACGGCUGACAUUAGAUGUCUUCCUGGAAUGGAAGGUAGUCCAGUUUUUGGGGAAUAUGCACAACUUAUUGGUAUCCUGACGAGACCGCUGAGGCAAAGAACUAGUGGUGCUGAAAUUCAGCUGGUGAUUCCAUGGGAAGCCAUUGCAUCUGCCUGCAGUGACUUGCUGCAGGAGGAGCCUCACAAUGCAAGGAAAGGAAUCCGUGAUGACAAGGGAAAAUUGAAUGCUGUAGGAAAGACAGGCCAUUGCAACGGCUUUAACUUAGACGGGUCCUUCAAUCAUACUCAUGGCCAUCCUAAUUCUGGUUGUCGUCCACUAUCAUUUAUUGAGAAGUCCAUGUCUUCUAUAUGUCUUAUUGCCAUCGACGACGGAGCAUGGGCAUCUGGUGUUUUGCUCAACAACCAAGGCUUGAUUCUUACAAAUGCUCACCUUCUGGAACCAUGGAGGUUUAGGAAGGCAGCUGGAAAUGGUGAAAGAAAUGAAAACAAAUCAGAGGUUGUUUCCUUCUGGUCCAAUGAAUCCGUACCUCCAGGGCACGAAAACUUUGGUGGCCAGCAUAGAAAUCAGGAUUUGCGGCGAACAGUACUGAAGGCCGCAGAAUUCUCUGUGAGAAAUGAGCAUGGGAAAUACAAAUUCAAUUCAAGCAACAUAAGCCACAAAAGCAUACGUGUUCGUUUGGAUCAUACGAACCCUUGGAUAUGGUGCGAUGCUAGGGUUGUAUAUGUUUCAAAAGGCCCUUUGGAUAUUGCGCUACUACAGCUUGAGUUUGUUCCAGAUCAACUUUGUCCCAUUAUUAUGGACUUCAGAUGCCCUUCCCCCGGAUCAAAGGCAUAUGUCAUUGGGCAUGGACUAUUUGGACCACGAUGUGACUUGCUCCCAUCUGCUUGUCAUGGUGUAGUAGCGAAAGUAGUUAAAGCAAAGAGGCUUCUACACUAUCAAUCCAGUCAACAAGUGAAUGUUCAAGAAUAUUUUCCAGCAAUUAUUGAAACAACAGCCGCUGUCCAUCCUGGUGGCAGUGGUGGGGCUGUCAUCAAUUCAGAUGGUCAUAUGAUUGGUCUUGUCACAAGCAAUGCGAGGCAUGGUGGAGGGACGGUUAUACCAAAUUUGAACUUCAGCAUUUCCUGUGCAGCGCUGAAGCCUGUAUUCAAGUUCUCAAGAGACAUGCAGUGUCUAUCACUCCUAGAAGAUCUUGACAAACCAGAUGAACAUCUUUCAUCUGUAUGGGAACUGGUUCCACCAUUAGCUUCCAAGCCAGGCCCGUCUUUGCCCUUGUUACUACCGGGAGGAGACGAUGAUAAAGAUAUGAAGGGUUCUCGAUUUGCUAAAUUUAUCGCUGAAAGGCACGAGUUGUUUAAGAAGGAAACUCAUCUUAGCAGCAAGGUGGAAAGCCUUUCUACCAAGUUCAUUCCCAGUAAGUUGUGAUCAUCUAUCGACUUCGACUCAUUCCCGGGCAAAAGGAGAAAGAGCAUCAAUGGCAACUGUAAUCAAAUUUUGAGUCCUGCAAACAUAGCAGCAACACCAGCAAUUGGGAUUGUGUUUCAACCCCAUUUUUGGUCUGCCUGAGCUGGUCUCAGUCAGAGGAGAUGAAUAGUGAAGGAAGAGUUAGUAUCCAUGGGACUGAACUGAAAUUUGUGAGCUUGUACAAUUUGAACAAUGUGUGACAUUUGAAACACGUACACCUAAUACACACGCUUGUAUGGCCACUGUUAAUGGUCACUGCCUUGUUAUACUGUAGAUGUUGUGCUCAAAUUAAUACAUACAAAGAAUAUGUAAUAUGCCAAUCAAGAUAUAAG